AUGGCCGAGCAACACAUUACACCGUCGUCGCACUCUGCACUCACGAGAGAGUCCAGCGGGUCUUCUCCUAGCAGGGUGGUGGGCGGUCGGUGGUUGCGUCAGGUGCGUCAAGCGAGUCGCAGUCGCCGAAACAGACGUAACGUGACGUCGCCUCUGCCGCGGUCUGCCAACCGACACUUGAACCGAGUCACUGACACAGAGCCACGCAAGCAAGUCGAACUAAGGAGAAGCUCACGUUUAGUGAAUACUUUGCCUAGGUCUGAUUACUCUAUUUCCGAACGCUGGUCCUACGGAGCGGAUUUCUACGAAACUCGCUACGAUACCCGCUACGAUACCGACUAUAAGAGUGGAGACUCCUGGAAAUACUCAAGUAGUACUAACUCAAAACGCGGUCGGAACUCGUCGUAUGACCGAAAGAAACAAAAACAUCAUUCAACGUCCGCCAGUAGCACCACAGAAGAGUGCGUCGCAUAUUGCACACGUUCACGGACUGCUCUUAAAACCACUGAGAGUGUUUGUGAGCAGUUACCAAACAAUUUAAAAGACCAAACAUUAUCACAAUUAUCCCUCAACCAGGACACUACAGCAACAUCCAUACAGGAGUUCCAGUUAAAUCAGACCGAAGGUGGAUUGUUGCCGUUAGACGAGAGGGACUUUGCCUAUUCACCAUUCAGCUCGUCGACUAUAACCGAAUUGCUCGAUUCUGACUAUUCAGUAUACAGCCCCACUGCUAACCGCAGGAAAGGCAAAAAGAGGAAGCGAUCUUCACAUCGCUCGCUAUCUAGUAGGAAAAGUAAUUGUCUCCUAGAUCUCGAAGAUUGUAAAAAGAAAUUUAAAAUAGAUCCAUAUAAAGAGGUCGACGAAACAAGCGAAGACGCUAUUUCGGACAGCCGCCCAGAGUACGAUUCAGAAAGACCGGAGUCAGCGUCUGCAUCGCAUUCUUCGUGUACUUAUUUGCUACGUAAUAGACAUAACCGUGAGCUCGGACCACCAACUUCAACCGUUAUAAGCGAUAAUUCAGUGAACACUUCUACCAGUGAGGUGGUUCAACAUCAAACGGUGAUCGAAAGGAAGAGUUCAUCAGAAUUUCGUGGAAGGACCGUUACUCCACCACCUUAUAAGGAUUUACAAGGCAAGCUAUUAGUUAAUUAUAAAUAA
This is a messenger RNA of Parnassius mnemosyne (clouded apollo), 1158 nucleotides long. Lineage: Eukaryota; Metazoa; Arthropoda; Insecta; Lepidoptera; Papilionidae. The record is from the annotation of a GenBank genome assembly.